Molecule: messenger RNA, 4548 nt
Organism: Hibiscus syriacus
Lineage: Eukaryota; Viridiplantae; Streptophyta; Magnoliopsida; Malvales; Malvaceae
Biological process (GO): protein phosphorylation; signal transduction
Cellular component (GO): cytoplasm
Molecular function (GO): ATP binding; protein kinase activity; protein binding
Source: RefSeq, a predicted model, not a curated record
UUCUUGGUAAUGUCAGCUCUGGCAGGUUCGAUAAUCGAGAUUCACCAGCUGCAGCCCUCAAGGACUCGAACACAUGGAUUUUAUAAAGCAAAUCAAUAUUCAGCUUUCGGUAUACAUAAUCCCGAGCGACGAUCAUGAAAAAUAAGAUUUGUUUCUUUUGUUUUUCUUUUUAGAUUGGUUUGCAUAUUCUUGCUUUGGAUCUAAGGUGGUCUGAUUGAUUCUGGGAUCUGUAGAAGAGGGAGGCAGUUGUAUGCUUAAAAUUCUAGCUAAAUUGUGUCUUUGGAUAGGGAGACGCUAAUAUCUUGCGAAUUUUUUUACCUAAUUUUUGUUAAAGUGGAAGCGGCGUUACAUAAGUGUUGGAUUUGAUUGAGGUAGUGUUUGUAUGUAUAGGGGAAUACUAUAUAUUGACUGAGUGGUUGUAAAGUUAGUUGAUAUGAGAAUAGCUUGAUUAUGAAUUAUCAAUUAGUGAGUUGAAGUGGAAAAGAGUGGCUGAAGGAGCUAAGACAUUGUGUAUGCAACUAAAUAGACACGGGAGCUUGUUUGUGGAACAUGAUCAGGGAGGCUCCUAUCUCAUCUGAUCAAUUGAUUCAGCAAGAAUUUGCAUCUGUUGUUCCCUGCGCAAGAAAGAAUGUAAAUAAUAUCUCUGUACAGACGGGUGAGGAAUUUGCCAUGGAAUUUCUUAAGGAGUGUGUUGGCACAAGAGGGGUUCCUGCUAUACCAGAUGCAGCUCAGAUAUCGGAGACGAGAGUUGGAAUUAAUCAGAACCAGAACCAACAGCAAGAGUAUGAGGACAUAGCCCAAAUUCUUGGGUUGAAAAGAAUGGAUUCUGAGUGUGUUUCUGAUAUUUCUGAUGUUGCUUCUGUGCAAGAGUCUUGUAGAGGGAGUAAAAAUGGGUCUUGUGUUGAGAAAUUAAGUAAAUACCAGAAGGAAAAUGGUGAUAUGAGAGAAGUGGAAAGGAAGGCUUUUGGUGAAUUGAACUGCGAUAGGAGCCAUCUGAAUGUUUUUGCACCAGCUUCCACACCCACUUCCGUAUGUGACUUUCCUAAUUCCAGAAACUUAAGUGGGCAGGGAGCUUCUGAUGGAUCCCAAUCUGGGAAAAUGAAACUUCUCUGUAGCUUUGGUGGAAAAAUAUUGCCCAGGCCUAGUGAUGGCAAACUCAGAUAUGUCGGGGGAGAGACACGGAUUAUUGCCUUUCAGAAAUGUCUUUCUUGGGAUGAGCUUGUGAGGAAAGCACUAGAUAUUUUCAACCAACCUCAUGCAAUCAAGUACCAACUUCCAGGUGAGGAUCUUGAUGCCCUUAUAUCUGUUUCUUCUGAUGAAGACCUUCAGCAUAUGAUAGAAGAAUAUAACGGGCUUGAAAAGCUUGAGGGUUCUCAAAAGCUGAGGAUUUUUUUGAUUCCCUUGGGGGAGUCUGAAAGUGCAUCUUCCCUUGAGGCUAGCGCCCUUCAGCAGAGCAAUCCUGAUUACCAUUACAUGGUAGCUGUCAAUGGGGUAGUAGAUCAUAGUCCUAAGAAAGAUUCUGGUGGACAGUGUUUACCCAACGAAGGAAGUCAACUAGGACCUGCUUUGGAUCAUAACCCUAGUUUUCUUAAUGCCUUGCAUCCAUCUCAAAUUUUCCAUGCUUCUCAAUAUACUACCAGAUCCCAACUUGAAUCUCUGCCUAUUUGUCCACAACCUUUCCAGCAUGGAGAUUCCAAGAGCGUUUGUGAACAAGCAGCUGGUGGUAACUCCAGCAAUGAAAGCAACAGUUCCUUCACUACAUCUCACCGAAAUCCUGAGAACUGUGGCAUAAAAAACCCUAACUAUAAGCAAGUUCAACAGGUUCCUCCUGCCUUGAUGAAUUAUAAUCACCCUUACGUCAAGGUUGAUGCCAGCCAAGCCUACCAAGCACAUGAAGAGCAGUUACAAAACCCUGAUCCCAGCAAAAAUUCCGUGCCUCUUUCUGUUUUAACUGAAAACAAUAGUGAUUGUUAUGGUGUGUUACAUGAGAGGCCUAUCUCACUUGCUGCUGACCCAUUGAGCCUGUUGUCAGCAUUUGUUGAUCCCAUGGAUUCUUACCAAGGCAUGAUACAUGCAUUUUCAGAUUCAAAGCUGCUGGAGGUUGGAGGAAGGUCCUAUUACUGUUCACAAGAAGGAACUAGCCCAUUUCCCCCUUUAAAUUUUGCAACUACUAGAUCACCUUCAAUUUCAGUGCAGGAAAGGUUGAUGCAACAAGAAGAUAAUAUUGGUCUACUGAAGUCCAGGGCACAAAAUGAUUGGUCAGAUAGUGAUCCUACAUCAGAGUCAACACUGGAUUUGCUGAUGUUUUCUCCAAAUCCUGAAGCUUCUUGCAGGAAGAAGUCUAUCCAUAAGGGUGCUGGUGAUAGUAACGACAAGUGCCAAACAACUAAAAUUAAUUCUAGCAAAUCCAUUUUCAUGACACCUAAUAAUUAUGAUGAAUUUGCUACAAGUUUGGAUGCCAGUAACAGGUCUGGUAAAGUUGAUCCAGGUGGGAAGCUUUAUGAGCGGAUAUCCCCUGAGUGCAGUAUGUUAUACAACAACAAAUUGUCUAGCGCAGACUGCAAUCAAACUUUUGGUGUUGCUAUUGAUACUUGGAAAGAAGAUUCACAAGUCUCACAGCCUUCAUCCUUGGAUAUAAUGGAUAACAUAAAACAUCUACAGACAUUGGGAAAAACCACAUAUGAUAUUGCUGAAUGUUGUGAUUUCAGUGGAAAAGUAACUACUGGACAAGGGAGCAUUACUUCAUGCACUGACAACCCUGAAGUUACAAGCUUAUUUCCAAAGACCGUGGAAGAAUUAAGAGGUGAGAGUUCAGCGGGUGAUCUCAUCUCUGUGUCAUUGAAUGGCCCAAUGUUGCUUGAACGACAACAAUUGCACUGCGUUGCAAGUCAAAAGGUUAUAUCUAAAGAAGAUAUGCUGAGGAGCUCAACCAAUUUGCACCUAUCUGCCAUUCAUGUUGACUCUGGUCUGUGCUCAAACUUGCAAAAGAAUGACCUUCAUUCUAUGUUACCGAAGCCAGCAAAGGACGCAGCUUCUAGGAGAGAGGUUUCUCUAAUCGAUGAUGACCUUAAUUAUCCCAAUCAAAAUGCUGGGAAGAUGGUCCCCACAGGAUCUGUGCAUGGAAAUUCAAUUGUAGAAGAGUUUGCAUUUACCCAGACAGAAACCUCAAGCAUGAAUCAAUAUCAAAUCCAGCCAGACCCCUUAGUUAUUUUGGAUGAUGUGAUCACAAGUAUGCCUUCCAGGAUUGAAGUUUCAUCUGCAAUUGUCCCACCUGUGGAUAUGACUGGCAGUGAUACUGUAUCUCCUAUUGCUACAGAUUUGGUGGACAUCAUUCCCAAACCCGAGUCUAAGGAUGUUGCAGCUGAUGCUCAAUACAAGGAUGAUCCGUUCAAUGAUGCCAAGAUAGCUGAAACGGAAGCCAACAUCUAUGGCUUGCAGAUUAUAAAAGAUGCUGAUCUCGAAGAACUGAGGGAGCUAGGAUCUGGUACAUAUGGUACUGUUUAUCAUGGAAAAUGGCGGGGAACAGAUGUUGCUAUAAAGAGAAUAAAAAAGAGUUGCUUUUCUGGGAGAUCAUCAGAGCAAGACCGACAGAUCCAAGACUUCUGGAGAGAAGCACAGAUCCUCUCAAAUUUGCAUCAUCCAAACGUGGUCACAUUUUAUGGAGUAGUACCAGAUGGAAGUGGAGGAACGUUGGCAACUGUAACUGAAUAUAUGGUAAACGGAUCACUUAGGAAUGUCCUAAUCAAGAAGGAAAGAUCACUUGAUCUUCACAAAAGGCUCACAAUUGCCAUGGGUGCAGCUUUUGGCAUGGAAUACUUGCAUUCCAAAAACAUUGUUCAUUUUGAUCUGAAAUCUGACAAUUUGCUUGUCAAUCUAAGGGACCCAGAACGACCCAUAUGCAAGAUUGGAGAUUUUGGAUUAUCAAAAAUCAAGCACAAUACUCUAGUUUCUGGAGGUGUGCGAGGAACCCUCCCAUGGAUGGCACCAGAACUGCUAAAUGGUAGCAGCACCAAAGUUUCUGAAAAGGUUGAUGUGUUCUCAUUUGGAAUUUCAAUGUGGGAAAUAUUGACCGAAGAGGAGCCAUAUGCUGAUAUGCAUUGUGGUGCCAUUAUUGGAGGGAUCCUUAAGAACACUCUUCGACCUCCUAUUCCAGAAGGUUGCCAUCCUGAUUGGAGGAAGCUAAUGGAACAGUGUUGGUCUCCUGAUCCUGGAUCGAGGCCAUCAUUUACCGAGAUAACAAACAGGCUGCGAUCAAUGUCUCUGUCGCUUAGGCCGAAGGGAGCUAAUAAUCAGGCAAAACAGACAGAGCCCUAAGGUUACGGUAUGACUCGUCAUUAUACGCUAGCACCUAUUUUGUUAUUAGGUACACCUGUAAAGUUUAAUAUCUCUGACAGGUCCUUUGAGAAUGUGGAUAAGUAUAGUUUGAUCAUCAAUAGUCAUUUUCCCCCUUUUCAACAUUUGUCGAUAGAAUAGAUAUAUCUUUAUUUUUUAUUCUUUUGUAAGAGAGUAAAUUCGUGUCAUAGUAGUGAAGCAUGAGAGAAAGCAUUU